Fusarium verticillioides 7600 is the source of this 1565-nucleotide messenger RNA. RefSeq lists its product as hypothetical. The coding region runs from base 128 to 997 and encodes 289 amino acids. Lineage: Eukaryota; Fungi; Ascomycota; Sordariomycetes; Hypocreales; Nectriaceae. The record is from RefSeq and is a predicted model, not a curated record. The transcript has 2 exons. Gene Ontology annotation, molecular function: oxidoreductase activity.
CCGUGAUGUCAACACUAUAAGACAGCACAGUAUCCGCGCAUAUGAGUUGAAACAAUCCACAGAUCGAAAUCGAAACUUACACAGCGGCCUCUAGCAUCGAGUCUCAUCGACAAUCAAUCAGACCAAAAUGGCGACCCCAGUUUGGUUCAUUACCGGAAGCUCCAACGGCCUUGGCCUGCUUCUCAGUCUGAGAGUCUUGAAAGCAGGACACAGAGUCAUUGCAACUGUUCGGGACACUACAAGAUCAGCCGAUGCUGUCCGCCAAAUCGAAGAAGCUGGCGGAAAGAUCGUCACCAUUGACCUGACUGAAUCCAAGGCCAGCAUUACCAAGAAAGUCCAAGAUGCAGAGAAGGUUUAUGGGAGGAUCGACUUCUUGGUGAAUAACGCCGGGUACUCCGUCUUGGGAGGCAUCGAGUUUUUUACGGAGGCCGAAGCCGAACAUCAGAUUCAGACAAACUUAUUUGGUCCUCUAUACACCAUUCAAGCUGCCCUCCCCGGAAUGAGGGGCCAGGGUUCCGGUACCAUCAUCAACAUUAGCAGUAUCGCUGGCCAAGAUGCCCAACCCAGCUGCGGAAUCUACAGUGCCAGCAAGUUUGCUCUCGAAGGUUUGAGCGAGAGUCUAUCUAAGGAGGUCAAAGAGUUUGGUAUCAAUGUUUUGCUGGUUGAGCCCGGUGCGUUCCGUACAAAUUUCCUCGAGGCCUGCGUCAAGAGCAAUAUUUCUGGCGAAAAAGCAUAUCAAGGAACGGUGUUGGAAGCAACACUCCAGAAGUUUGACAAGGCUGCUGGAAAGCAGGCCGGAGAUCCCAGUAAGGCCGUGGACAUCAUCUUCGAAGUGGCCACGGGCGAGGGAGCAGCAGGUCACCUUAAGGGAAAGAUCCUGAGAUUACCAUUGGGCCCAGAUUGCUUUGCUCGUCUAGAGAAGAAGCUUAAUUUUCUUCAGCAUGAUAUUGAAGCAACACGAGAGAUUGGUAUCACGACGGACCUGGACGAGAAGUAGACUGGCAUAGCUUAAUUCACAAGGUGAUCAACCUAGAUGCUACAAAAAGACCGCCAGUUCUUAAAAAGAAAAAGGAUUACGACCGGAAAUUAUCAGCUAGAGUCCCAUUUGAGUAAUCCAAGAUACGUCUGGAUGAAAGACAAUGCAUACAUACCCAUUAGCAUAUCGGCCCAGGUUGAAAUACAGAUGGCUUGGUUUGAUGUCCUGCACAACGAACUCUUUGUCAUAAUGAAAGCACAUUCCAUCCAGUCCUCAAAAGCAAAUUGGUUCACAGGUUUGUCAAAACCUAAGUCAACAUUUAUGAAAGCACAAAGACCGACUUAAAGGCCGGCGUUGUGGAACAAGACAAGUGUCGAGUAAACACCAUGGUGUCUUUGUUCGGAAAUAGCAACAAUGGGCCCAGCAAAGCCAGAUUGUCAGCCCAAGACGUGUUUACAGACUGAACACUUUAAAUCAUGCCUUAUGAAAGGGAUGAAUGAACUUUGUAGUCACAUAAUAGUGUAUGGAACGGAAGGAGCUUAUAAGGCCAGGUGCCGAGCCAUGAUUUCUACUGAAUAUUAACCCAAUG